Molecule: messenger RNA, 3789 nt
Organism: Coffea arabica (coffee)
Lineage: Eukaryota; Viridiplantae; Streptophyta; Magnoliopsida; Gentianales; Rubiaceae
Product: feruloyl CoA ortho-hydroxylase F6H1-3-like
Source: RefSeq, a predicted model, not a curated record
UCGAUCCAAAAAAAUUUUUUCUUGCGUAGGAAACAUCAGACUCUCUGUUCCAUCUUGGAGCUCCUCUACUGACUUCUGAAAUGUCAGCAGCAUCUACUGAAUUGUACCCACUGAUCUCAUAGACUUUGCCAUGCACAAGGAAAUGGGGUCAGUGGCCUGUCCAAAUUAGGCAUAAAAACGCUCCCUGAGAGAUACAUCUUACCCCCAAAAGACAGACUUGACCAGAACAAAGUAGUUCUUGAAGAGUCGAUACCAAUUAUUGAUGUAUCCAACUGGGAUGAUCCAGAAGUUGCAGGCUCAAUCUGUGAGGCUGCAGCCAAGUGGGGUUUCUUUCAAAUCAUUAAUCAUGGCAUCCCACUUGACAUUCUUGAAAAUUUAAAGGCAGCUGUGCACAAGUUCUUUGACUUGCCAAAUGAGGAAAGGAGAAAGUAUUUGAAGGAAAACUCACCUAGUCCCACUGUGCAUUUGAACACUAGUGUUAAUCCUUUAGUUCACAAGGUUUGUUGUGGAAAGAUUAUCUUAAGCAUUUGUUUGUUCCAGAUGAUCAGACUUCACAAUUAUGGCCUUCGGUGUACAAAGAUGAAGUGUUGGAAUACAUGAAGUGGACUAAACCUAUAAUGAGAAAGCUACUCAAGGUGCUAUAAAAGGGACUUAAUGUGAACGAAUUUGAUGAAUUGAAAGAAUCUCAAUUCAUGGGUUCUUUGGUUCUCAGCCUUGCUCACUAUCCCAUAUGUCCACACCCUGAGCUCGUUUCUGGGGCUGGUCGACAGUCUGAUAUUUCGAGUAUCACUAUCCUCCUUCAAGAUGAUGUAGGUGGCCUUUACGUGCAAGGAGCCAGAGCUGAUCAGUGGAUCCAUGUAAAUCCUGUUAAAGGGGCACUAGUAAUUAACAUAGGCGAUGUACUACAGAUUGUGAGCAAUGAUCGUUAUAAGAGCAUUGAGCAUCGGGUCAGUGUUAAUGCAAAAAGAAACAGGGUGUCAGUUCCUAUAUUUGUAAACCCUGUAGCCGAUGCAGUUGUUGGUCCAUUUCCAGAAGUCCUGGAGAACGGAGAGAAACCAAUCUAUAAGCAUCUUGUCUACUCAAGACUAUUUCAACUACUUCCUUAGUAAAAGGCCUGCAGGAAAGCAAACAAUUGAAUUUGCCAAAGUAUGAUAUUCAUCAAAUAAAGGUGUGGUAUGCACCAAAUAUUAUGGGGCAAUAAUAAUGUGGAUGAAUGUAAUUAAGGUAGCCUCUACCAUAAUAGUGUUAAUUGAAUGUUAUGUUAAAAAAAGGUCCUUCAAUCACCUAUCUGUCAGUUGAUUGCAAUGCAUCUGUUCAAGGGUUUAUAUCUCCAUCCAAACAUAUUUGUAAUCUCAGCACAGUGGCCAUAUUCCUGUUAAUUUGAGGUAGAGUAGAAAUGUCCCUGUACAUUUUUUAUAAUCCACCAUAUUCUAUUCGUUUAACCUCAUCUAUUCCAGAAGUACACAAGAUAUCUCAAAACUAGGUAGAGACUGUAGUUCUGAAACAUUUUGGUACUCAAAACUUAUUGGAAAGUAUGUAGGAAAAAAUUAGUGGUACACAAAAUGGGAUACUUUAAGAGUGUAUAUAAAAGGUCUAACAUUGACGUUAAUAAUCUAGAAAAGCUAAUGUAUUAGCCCAAGGGGCAUACCACUUUUGCUUUCAAAAGUAUACAAGAUAUGAAUCUUUGCAAUUAAUGGUAAUAGUUUAAAGUAAGGAGGAUUAUUCAUUCAUCGAUCAAAAUUAGAAGAGUCAUAACAUAUAAUGGAGUCGCAAAAGGCAACAUCCUCUGCAGUAUUAGAACAUGGAUAGAGCAUUCACACCACCAUUGGUUUCAAAGAACUUGAGUACAUCCUUGCAAUAGCCAAUAUGGGAGAAAUUUAUGCAAUAUUUAAUCCUUAAAUGCGGAUUUAAAAUAAAAUUGUUCCUACUUCCUAUUUCUUCCUGGCAACGAUGCUGAACAAAACUAGAUAAUGAAAUGUGCAAAGGCAUGAUUAUGAUUCUAGGAGGCUUGCCAAGAUGUAAUCAAAUGAUUCAAGGCUGUAACAAGACAAAAUUGAAAAGUAACUAAAUCUUGAGAUGAAAGGAGUGGAAUUGUGCAAAUUGGGUAACAUAUGAAAGUUGAUUGAAAAUUAACCAAAGCCUAAUUACAAACAACAACUUUUAUGACCCAAAAAAAAUCAUAAGAGAUGUUCAUAUUCAGGGUAAAAGAAAAAGGAAAAGUAAUACUGCAAGAAUGUAAUCAAUUAAGCAUUCCUCAGCCAAAUUUGAACUUGCACGCACCCUUGCUUGGCUAUUCCUGCUUAAAAGCCAGCAGACUGUUUCAUUUUGGGGCUUCUAUAACUAGUUUCUGAAAUGUCAGCAGAAUCUAUUGAAUUUGAACACACUGAUGUCGUAGACUUUGCAGUAAAGCAAGGAAAUGGGGUCAAUGGCCUAUCAAAAUUAGGCCUAAAAUCCAUCCCUCAUAGGUACAUAUUACCCCCAGAAGAAAGACUUAACCAGAACCAGAUAGUUCUUGAAGAUUCAAUACCAAUCAUUGAUGUAUCCAACUGGGGUGAUCCAGAAGUUGCAGCGUCAAUCUGUGAGGCUGCAGCCAAGUGGGGUUUCUUUCAAAUCAUCAACCACGGCAUCCCACUUGAGGUUCUUGAAGAUGUACUGGAAGCUGGGCACAAGUUCUUUGAGUUACCAAAUGAGGAAAGGAGGAAGUAUUUGAAGGAAAAUUCCCCUACUCCCACUGUGCAGUUGAAGACUGGCUUUAGUCCUUUAGCAGGAAAGGUUUUCGAGUGGAAAGAUUAUCUUGUGCACCAUUAUGUUCCUGAUAAUGUGAGUUCAGACUUGUGGCCUUCUGUGUCCAAAGAUCAAGUGCUGGAAUACAUGAAGUGGGCUAAACCUGUCAUCAAAAAGCUAGUUGAGGUGCUACUACAGGGACUUAAUGUGAAGGAAUUUGAUGAAUCACAAGAAUCUCAACUCAUAGAUCGUACAACUAUCAGCCUCAUUCACUAUCCCAUGUGUCCAAGCCCUGAGCUCGCUUGUGGAGCGCGUCGACAUUCUGAUAUCUCUAGUAUCACUAUCCUCCUCCAAGAUGAUGUAGGUGGCCUCUAUGUGAAAGGAACAACAGCUGAUCAAUGGAUCCAUGUAUCACCAGUCAAAGGGGCACUUGCAGUUAACAUAGGCGACAUACUACAAAUUGCGAGCAAUGAUCGGUAUAAGAGCAUUGAGCAUCAGGUGAUUGUUAACGGAAGGAGAAACAGGGUUUCAGUGCCUAUAUUCGUAAGCCCUGCUGCUGAUACAGUUGUUGGUCCAUUUCCACAAUCCCUGGAGAAUGGAAAGAAACCAAUUUAUAAGCAUGUCAUCUACUCGGAUUACCUCAACUACUUCUUGAGUAAAAGGGAUGACAGAAAGCAGACAAUUGAAUUUGCUAAAAUAUGAUGUUUAUCCAACAAAAUUAAGGUAGUCUCAACUGAACCAGCAGAAAUGGAUUUUAGUGUUAAAAAGCAAGGAUCCUCCCCUUCUCCUUUGUGUCUUUUUGUUAAAAUACAUUUCAGAUAUCAAUGCAAUCGACCAACUUGAUGCCGUAUUUAUGUUUGUUUAUCCGAGCAUCUGUUAUCUGUAAAACCUUAAAAUUGGCUCUUCUUGCCAAAUUUGUGUUCAAGAACUAAUGUUUUUGUACCUUCCAUCAUGUUUCCGGUAUCAAUGGUUGAACAGCACCUGUAAACAAAGAUCUCUACAAUAUUAUUACGAACCAUAUGUGUUGCAAAAUUCAUGUUGGACUGAAAAAAAAAAAUUAAAAAA